AGAAGACGGCCUGGCGAAGGAGGAAGUACCGGUAAAUCACCAUGAGUCAGACAGCGGAGACCCAUAGGUAGCAAGCUUCAGUUAAAAAUACUUUCAUACCAGUAACUCAUCUCUUGUCUCCCACUCAUGGCGGAAUUUGGCGGAGGCAGCGGCCGCCAAACUGAAGAACACGACGGGACAAAGAGCCGAAAUGUCCCCGAGCCCGUGUGCGCGGCAGGUGACCCCGCGGUGACGGUCCCUCGAGAUCGCUGGUCCUCAAAUCACUCACAGAAGAAAAAGUUAGUCCUGCAUGUCGACCUCAACAACACCAUACUGGUGUCGGACGCCGUGACGGGUCAGGGGACUGUAUCGGCUCUGGACUAUUUCCUCACAACCGUCACCUGGGGAAAGAUGAACAAACAUGGAAAAUGGGAAUGGCUGAGUGACGCGCCUUCCCUGCUCCCACCGUGCGGGGACGCUGUUAGUUACUACUCUCAGUUUGGGCGGAUACCCGGUUUCACCUCUGCUGCAGGGCAGCGUUUCCGCGGGGUUCUGAAGGAACAUCUGGAUCUGCUCCGCUGGCCCGAGGGCAUCAAGGGAGACGGAGAGCUCUCUGUAAAAGGAGAGGAUGGACGACUGUACCACUGGAUCCUGCCUUCCUUCUUCUACCUGCUCAAAGACCUGGUGCAGGAAGGACGGGAAUUUGCCAUACUGUUUCGUACGUUUGGAACCGACCUACCUCGUGUGCUAAGAGCUGUAUACAGAGCACUAAAUGAAGGGGCUCAUCCACUGUUCCCUGAUCUGCCUGAUCUGAAGUUAAAUGUGAAUAUGACUCCAGGCAAGAUCCGCUGUAGCAAGAGGGGAACUGCCCUGAGUCGAGCCGAGGACCGCGUGUCGACACGGGACGGAGAGAGAGGCCUGUAUCAUUACUUGAGCUCAGUCCAGGGCUUGGGAGGCUUUCAGGACCACUUUGACUGGUGGGCUAGUAAUACCUUCUCCAUCCGUGGGGGGAAGCCGUUGUGGGUCGACCCCUUUGACCAGCACGUUCAGCACAUCUUCAUAGAUGACAACAUACGACAGAACGACGAGGACACCAUUGUUAAUCCCAAGGUUUUCUUGGACCCAGAUGGCGAUGAGACUCGUAUAGCCUGCACCUCCGAGCUGUAUGACAUCACCUUGGUCCAGACCGACCUCCUCCGGGCCAUCUCGGACCCCAACUACUUCACUCAGCGUAUCCACAUCUGUUUGGAAAACUAUGAGAGGAAUCUCCAGCAGGGGGCAGGCUAAAACGCACUUUGUCUAAGUGACAAACUCCGAUUUUGGCUACAAUAAACCCUAUUACCACCAUACCAGCACAGACGGAUGACACGGUAGACUGUAAAUAGGAUUAUUUACACAAAGGUUGAAGAUUUAUCGAAGGACUUGAGUUCAUCGAAACAGAAAUGUAAGAACAUUACAUCUGGAGGAAGGUUACUUGAACGAGGGAUCACUGUUACUAUCUUCUGAUCAGAUCUGCCAAAAAAUUUCCAGAAGGACAAACUAAAUGCACUUUGGUGAGAUUUAGAAGGGUGGCAGCUAGAUAAGUGGGAUUUGAAUUCAUCUCAAAUGGCUUAAAUACCACACAUACUUCAUCUACUCCAGGACGGCAACAAAAACGAUGUCAGCUUAUAAAAAGAGAACUUCACAGAGCGACUGUACUGUGGCAAAACCAGACUCUUUGUUUGCAGCUCUGGCUCUGACUAUAGACGCCAAAGGAUAAUUGCCCUAACUCUGUGAAAUUUGUGUCAGACAGCAUGAUUGGGGUCAGAUAUGGUCAAAAAUGUUGCAUUGGUUGUCUAGACAGUAGAAUCCGCCAGCGUUCUGCUUCUGCUCCUCAUUUGUUAUACUCAGGGCGUGACACUCUCCCUUAGAUUGCUAGGAAGUUUGACUUGAACUCGGCCAGCGUCAGCACUGGUUACAUCCACUCAGAACUGGAAGGUAAAACUUGACAGAAAAAGCAUCUGAUUGCUGAAUAUAACUGUGCCACUUCAGGGUGACACUUCAUACGCACAUUAUGAGUGCUUAGUAGUCCGAACAUGACUCUUCAUGACAUUUGGCUCAAACUCUGAGCUUGAGCUACUGUCUGGUGUGACUGCAUUGUUAGAAGGAAUGACAAAACGCACCAUGUUAGGUUUAUAACCAUACCUACCAUUUCUUGAUGUAGUCAGUAAAGAGUAAUCCACAUCGACGGAGGAUUUUUCAGAGCCGUUUGAUCGUACAAAGAAAUAUCUUCUGGAAGGCACUGAAACAUAAUUAGGUGGAAGAUGAGUUUGGGAUGUGUUUUUGCACUGAAUUAUUUACUGCAGUUCUUCUUAUUUGAUAGCACCCUUGUGUGAAACAUUUAAUAAGCCAAAUGUGUGUGGAAGUUGUGGUAAUUGUUGCUUUUAGGGUUUUAGGAGAUAUUAACUGUUAAGCUUCCAGGGAGAUUUUUAAUUGCUUUGUUUUCCUCAGGUCAGUUUUAGAGAGACAGCUGAAUGCAAACUACCAAUAUUCUGAAGAACAAUAAUCAAAGGCGGGCUUUUGAGGACCACUGAAAACGGCGGAGGGAUGAUACCUGUGUCGGAUUAAGUGAUUAAGUGCAUGUGAAAAAUACAAAGCCAAAGCUGGGAUGGAAAGCUUUGCUGGAGGUGGUAACAUUACAGUGUUUUACUACUGCUUUGGCUCAGUUUUCACAACUGAGUUCCAGUUCACAAAACUCCUAAAAGCAAAAUGCUCUGCUACUAAUUGUUCCUCAAAAUCUGACGUAAGAUGCAAAAUUAAAAUAUCUGUACCAAAUGAGGCAAUGCAUCGUGCAGCGAGUUUAUCAGAGCAUCACAACAUUGUGUGUGUUUAUGACGGAAUUGUAAUAAUUGUUGCAUUGAAUGGUAAUUUAUCAAAUAAUGUUGUCGAACAGUAACUCCAUCAAUUCUCAUCAAAACAGAGUCUGCAGGAGUCAUUCAAGAUUACAAUACUGAUGAGGGAAAUGUGCAGUUUUGCAGAGGUCAGUUGAAAUGGGGAAUAGUAAGCAUGACUUUUGAAAACUUAUAGUUUAAUAUACUGUUACUGUAAAUAUAGAUAUUGAAGAUUUUACUAGAGUAAACCCUACAUUCAUUCAAUGCAAAAUGAUUCCUUUACUGAAUCAGUUAACUUUUUCUGAUCUGCAUCCCAAACGUAUUAUCCAAGACACCAAAUCUUAGAUAUUUUGAUAACUUGUAGAAGUUUGAUCAUCUAAAAUAUAGUACGCUACAGUAAUACUGUAUUUCUGAGAGGAGCAAACACACGCUUCAUUGAUGCAACGAUCUGUGUGCUUAGUAAGGAGCAGUGAAACUAAAAACAACGAAGCUCAUAUCAGGAGGUUUUAUUCUAAAGACACAGCCUGUGUCUUAGGGAUUUGCACUGUGUAUGUAAGGACAGCAUUUUGUGGGAAGGGUUAUAAUUGAGAGAGUCAGUUUAGCUCUUUUGGACUCUGAAGCUCUCCCCUGAAAACUUAGCAGUUCUAAAAUACUGUAAUAAUGUGCAUUGACGUCACAUCCAGACCACACGGUUAUCAUUCAUUCUGAUGCCGCCCUGCCUUUGAAUGCCCAUCCCGUCAAAGCUUGAAAUGUUUCAUUUAUUUAUUCUUCUGAUGUUAAAUGCUGCCAU
This is a messenger RNA of Xiphias gladius (swordfish), 3639 nucleotides long. RefSeq lists its product as uncharacterized. The coding region runs from base 127 to 1266 and encodes 379 amino acids. The record is from RefSeq and is a predicted model, not a curated record. Lineage: Eukaryota; Metazoa; Chordata; Actinopteri; Istiophoriformes; Xiphiidae. The transcript is spliced from 6 exons.